This is a messenger RNA of Cadophora gregata, 1704 nucleotides long. RefSeq lists its product as uncharacterized. Lineage: Eukaryota; Fungi; Ascomycota; Leotiomycetes; Helotiales; Ploettnerulaceae. The record is from RefSeq and is a predicted model, not a curated record. The transcript is spliced from 3 exons. Bases 1 to 1296 code for a protein of 431 amino acids.
AUGUAUUCUGCAUCUCCUCGCGAUUGUCUCAACUCGACUGUGCAAGUACUGACUACGUCUGCUUGUGCGAGCGCUUCCACUUCCUCGAGUCUCCUCAUCUCUCCUCCGAUGCCUCUACAAAUACCUUUGAAAAUUGUGCCCAAGGAUGCCCGUUAUACGCUGGAAGACGUGAGGGCUCCUGGAAAAGUCUUGGAUCUCUGUGAAGCAGUCGGAGUUCCUACUGUGGUACUUCCAAGAUUCAUGGAAAACUCCAUGCGAAUCUACGGACGACAGAUACUUGAUGAAUCUUCUAGCAUAGGCUCUGGGCCAUCCACUCCAGCGACCGCCGAAACGGUGACCUCACUUCAGACGGAAUUUGGUGCGGCGGCAUCGACAUCCACAGGAACAUUCAUCGCAGAUCCAAGCAGUUCGUACACCAUCGUCUUUGUCUGGCAAGCCGGACCAUCGGUAGCGACUGUAGUUUCAACGACUACUGUGGCGCCUUGGGUGUCCCCUUUCACCUCGACAAUCACAGCAACGGACUCGCCGGUUGCAACUCGGAUUAUUGGAGUCCCCUACACGACAAGCACGUCAAGCGCUACAGUCUCAUCGAGUCCCACAAACACACCGGCACCUACACCUCCUCCAUCUGGCCUAUCUUUGGGCGCAAAGAUAGGAAUUGGUGUCGCGAUACCUCUUGCUGUCAUUGCGCUCGCUUUAGGCAUCUUCAUUUAUCUUCGGCGAAAACGGAAAGCGACUCGAAAGCACGUGGUAGAAACCCAGGAAACGGACGAUGGAGGACUUCCGGAACAUAUAUCCGAUAUUCCAAAAGUUGAUGUGUCAAAGUUUCCAGAAAACCCGAACGGGUUUCGCCAGGUGCAUGAAUUAGGGCAUGAUGACCAGUCGGGUGUAGUCAGACGAGAUGUACACGAGUUGAACAACGAGACGGCGCCAACGAGGCAUGAGAUGAUCGCUAGGGAAUCUCCUGGAGAUGUUGCUCUUACUAGGUCUGCGCACGAAGAUGGCUCACUGGCAUCAACCGGUGUUUCGAUAUCUCACCCUGGGCAUCAAGAAACCCCACCAGGAGUACAAUUCGCCCAGAGAAACCAAUCACCAAACCUAGUGACCAACCCGAAAGUGCACGACGUAGAAGAUGAUGAGGAAGUUCGUGAGAUGCAACAGGAGAUGGCGCAUAUCCAGGCGCGAAGGGAGCAAUUACAACGCCUUCAGGCUUUGGAAGCAAGAGAAGCGGAAUUGAAGAGAACGAUUGAAGAAAAGAAAGCUGCAGCAGAGUCUCAGACAUCUCACCAGACGUAAUUGAGUAAUGUAAAAUCCUGGCAAGCAGUUGUAGAUACGCGGAUGUGAUGUUUUGGUAAUCGGGAUAAUGGGGAUAGACAUCUUGCAUCUGGAAAGGGUUGCUCAAACAUUGCAUAGGGCAUAAUGUAGAUUUUAUGCUACCACAGCAGAAGACCUACAAGAAUUCUAACACAUAUAUAAUACGAGAUAAACUACGAAAUUUAGGACUACUUGCCAAUCUGAAGAAGCCUCGCUAAGUCCCUGAAGAUAGGCAGUCAGUGUUGUUCCCUGUCAAGACUGGGCUACUCCACUCCGACACGCGAACCAAGUUUUCAUUCCUUAAAGAUAGACUCAAGAAAAUAUUCUUGCAAAUUAUACAAGAAACAGUAUCUCAGCACGCUUCAAACCUAAAUUAUCGCUCGUCCAGUU